Messenger RNA from Branchiostoma belcheri (Belcher's lancelet), 1512 nucleotides. RefSeq names its product serine/threonine-protein phosphatase PGAM5, mitochondrial-like. Gene Ontology annotation, cellular component: mitochondrion. The transcript has 5 exons. The coding region runs from base 7 to 1005 and encodes 332 amino acids. The record is from RefSeq and is a predicted model, not a curated record. Lineage: Eukaryota; Metazoa; Chordata; Leptocardii; Amphioxiformes; Branchiostomatidae. Gene Ontology annotation, biological process: positive regulation of mitochondrial fission.
AUUAUUAUGCCGUGGGCGUCAUGGGGCCUCGCUCAUGUGCGGAAGCAAAAAGACGUCCCAAAGGUUGGGGCGGGCAGUUCAAGAGACCUCUCCUCCAACUUUCAUCACUUUUUCAGCAGUUCCCUGGCCAGCCCUCGCCUGUUCUUCCUCAUCAUGCCUCCCUCUACAUACACUCGGGCUGCUAAGGUGGUGUGUGGCGUCGGCGCGGUGGCGAUUGGGAUUUAUCUGGGCUACGAGAACCGGCACAGAACGACGCUCCGUGCUUCAUGGACCACGAACUUCAAACCUAGUGUAGAAUGGGACUGGAACUGGGACAGACGCGAGCCCAGCAGCCUGGUGAAGCCACCAAAGACGGAAGAUGAGAAGGACUCGAAUGAGUACAACGUUAAGCUGGAGGGAGUCAAGUCCAAGGCCAACAGACACCUCAUCUUCAUCAGACAUGGCCAGUAUGACAUGAGCCCCAAGAGUGAUGAGGGGAGGAAACUUACAGGGCUAGGUAAAGAACAGGCGACUUUCACAGGUAAAAGACUCCAGGAGCUGAGUAAGGAACUCGGUGACUUUGACCUCAUUAUGCAGUCCACCAUGACACGUGCAAUGGAGACAGCUCAGAUCAUCUCAGGUUUUCUUCCCAAGGUGCCUUUGCAGAGUUGUGCACUGCUGCGGGAGGGGGCACCCAUCCCUCCUGAACCCCCUAUUGGCCACUGGAGGCCAGAACCUUCUCAGUUUUACGAGGACGGUGCUCGGAUUGAGGCAGCCUUCAGGAAAUAUGUCCACAGGGCGGACGCAGAGCAAGCUGUGGACAGUUACGAAGUGUUUGUCUGUCAUGCCAACGUCAUACGAUACUUUGUUUGUAGAGCACUGCAGUUCCCACCAGAAGCCUGGUUACGCAUCAGUCUGAACCACGGCAGCAUCACGUGGCUCACGGUCCGACCCAACGGCAGGGUCGUGCUGAAGGCCCUUGGGGACAGCGGCCAUAUUCCCGUGGACAAACUAACCACAUCGUAACCACUAAUAUGAUACCAACAAGCUGCUACAAGACAAGCCUGAUUGAUUCACAUUUUAAACCACUUUUGCAGCGAGAUUUUAGAAGUGUGAAGUAUUGUAUUUUCGUAGAUGUAAACAGAUAGACAGUACAGUAUGACAAAUGUACAUGUCAUUCUUUGCUUUUUGUACAACAGGAGUCCUCAGUCAGGGAGAAGCCAGGUACAAUGGUAGUAUAGAAUAGCAAUAUUUAGUAUGUGUACUAUAAAGUGGACUAGAAGUUUAUACCGAUUUGUAUCUAUUUACAGACUGGGCCAAGUCCGAAAAUUUCCACUGGUAUUUUUGUUAUGCACCUUGCUGUUGUUAAGUACAUUUUGUAUACCAAAAAUGCAACAUCCUCUAUACUUAUAUCUACCCUAUUUAUAAAUGUACCUGUGAUAAAUAUACAUGGUGUCAGUAUUUUCUAUGCACAAUCACAGACAAUAAAAGGGAUAGUGAGUGUGAGUGAGUAAGAUGUUGGUUAGAUGUGUG